Molecule: messenger RNA, 1668 nt
Organism: Mercenaria mercenaria
Lineage: Eukaryota; Metazoa; Mollusca; Bivalvia; Venerida; Veneridae
Product: pancreatic triacylglycerol lipase-like
Exons: 6
Coding region: 63-1097 (344 amino acids)
Biological process (GO): lipid metabolic process
Molecular function (GO): lipase activity
Source: RefSeq, a predicted model, not a curated record
AUGAGUGAUAUGUUAUUUUUUUUAGGAAACCGACAUUUUAAAAGAUCUACACGGAGAAAGAAAUGGAUUCAAGGCUUUUAAGGUUCACUGCUUUUUGUCUCGUCUUUUCAUUCGCAGAGGGCUUGUUCUAUACAUCAUCAGAAGUGUGUUAUGGACCACUAGGAUGCUACAGUAAUAGUUACCCGUUUACAAACGCGCGGGGAAAGUUGCCAGAAUCACCUGGAGACAUAGGUACUACGUUCUUCCUUUUCACUCGAAAUUCCUCAACGGAGUAUGUGGAACUCGUGCCAUCAACCCUAACCGAGCCCAAGCCUAUUAUACUGAUAAUUCACGGGUACACUGAGUCUGCACAAAAGCAAUGGGUUAAGGACAUGGUCGCUGAAUUACUGGAACAUGGUGACUAUUACGUCAUUGCCGUUGAUUGGAGUAGCGGCACAGAUGAGCCUUAUUAUCUGCAAUCGGUUGCUAAUACAAGAGUUGUAGGAGCGGAAGUCGCGCAGCUUCUUAAAAAAUUGAGAGAUGAAAACGGUUUCGACCCUGCUAACAUGCACAUAAUUGGACACGGUCUUGGUGCACAUGUAGCCGGAUACGCGGGCGAGAACUUUGAAAAUAUUGGCAGAAUAUCAGGGCUAGACCCAGCUGGCCCAGCAUUUCAAUUUACUGAGCCGAUUGUCCGUUUGGACCCAACUGAUGCAACUUUUGUAGACGUCAUCCAUACAAACGGUAAACUUACAGGUUUUGGCAUUAAGAAGUCGGUUGGCACAGUGGAUUUCUUUCCAAAUGGAGGGAAAGACCAACCCGGAUGUCCAGAAACCUCUGAUAUAGUUACUGACUUGUUUAACGGCGCGGAUUUGCAGGGUUUGGUUGGUGGCUUGUUUUGCAGCCAUCAGCGUUCAGUGGAGUUUUUCAUCGAAUCAAUCAACACUAUGUGCCUAUUUAAAGCAUACCCAUGCCCCGACUUAUCAACGUCAAGUUCGUGCAAUUCUUGUGGCACCGGAUGUCACCGGAUGGGAUUUCAUGCAAGCCCUUCAAUGAAUCCGGGACAAUUCUACGUACAGACAUAUUCAUCCGAAUCUUAUUGUAUUGAAUACUCUUAAGAUGUACCAAAACGUUUUAGUAGCGUCAAGUUAAUUACUUAUUCCCUAUUCCUUAUUUUCAUCGUGGUAAAAUUAUCUUAGUAAUGUGCAAAACUAAGGCUUAAUUACUCUAAACCUAUUGAAACGCAUUUUUCUUUUAACAGAACCCCGCUACAGUACAAUAUAACUAAAACAAUCGAGAAUGAAUGAAAGGAUGUCGGAUAGGUAACUGUUUACUUAACCCCGAUAUUCGUUAGAAAAUAUUCAAUGGAAUACAAAUGUAUAUAAAGAUGGCAAACAUGUGUAAUCUGGUACAGUAUGUACAGUCCUUGGAAUGUGGAAUAAGUAACUGAUUCGCUAGAAUCUGCCUAAUGGACUGUCGACAUAGGAAUCUUAUAAAUCAUCUUACAAUUUAAGAAACAUUUCCUUGGUAAUUACAGUUGUAGACCACUAAAUCAAGCGAAGGAUAUGAUGUCAAUCAAAGAUUGAGUUGAAAUUCAGUUUAUGACGUCAUACUGUUCAAGACAUGUUUUCAGUAAAUGAAUGUAUUUACCUUGUGUCUUUAUUAACAAUGCAAUUAAAUUAUGCAAAU